Messenger RNA from Plutella xylostella (diamondback moth), 6395 nucleotides. RefSeq names its product Niemann-Pick type C-1a (gene Npc1a). Gene Ontology annotation, molecular function: lipid carrier activity; cholesterol binding. Gene Ontology annotation, biological process: sterol transport; cholesterol homeostasis; intestinal cholesterol absorption. Lineage: Eukaryota; Metazoa; Arthropoda; Insecta; Lepidoptera; Plutellidae. Gene Ontology annotation, cellular component: plasma membrane. The record is from RefSeq and is a predicted model, not a curated record.
UUUCAAAUUUCAUUUCAAUCAUUCGCGGAGUUUAUUGCGACGGGGAAACUGCGUUGUGAAUAAAACUCUAAUUAUUAUUUGCGUUUCCCUAUCCAUUGUAAAGAAUUUGGUGAUGUGUGUACAGUUAUGAUAAAAAGAGUGUAAUGAACAAAUUAGGUGCAAAUUCCCGGGAGACCAUGAAGAAUUCGUGGUUUACUAGUUUUGUUCGCUUUCUACCAGCCCUCAUAGGAUGUUUGCUGCUGAUACACUUAGCUGAACACAUACCGACAGCUUCGGCCAAAGACCAGUGUGUGUGGUACGGAGUGUGCAAAGACAACAGAUACAAUUGCCCCUAUGAUGGACCACCGAAACCCAUUGAAGAUGAUGCCAAGAUGCUCAUCGAGAAGUACUGCCCCGACAUCGCAGCCACAGGCACGUCGUGUUGCGGCACGGACCAGCUCAAGAACCUCGACGAGAAGAUCGGCACGGCCGCCACCCUGCUCGGCCGAUGCCCCAACUGCUACCAGAACUUCCUCAAGCAGAUCUGUGCCAUGACCUGCGGGAACAACCAGGCGGAUUAUAUUCAUCCGGCGAAGGUCGUCAAUGAUUCUGCUACGGGAAUCGCAUACAUCGAAGAGAUCGACUACCAUCUCUCGGACACGUACAUGCAAGCCACGUUCAACUCGUGUAAAGAGGUACAAGUCCCCUCCAUGAGUCAGCUCGCCAUCAGCGUCAUGUGUGGCAGCUACGGAGCCACCUACUGCACAGCCCACCGCUGGUUCAGUGCCAUGGGAGACGCCACCAUCCCAUACGUGCCCUUCCAGAUCAACUACAUACCUGGGGAUGAGUCUAAAGAUGGGUUCAAGCCGUAUAGUGCGGUUACGAAGAAGUGCUCUGAAGGCAGUCCGGGUUCCCCCGGCUGCUCCUGCCUCGACUGCUCCGCCUCGUGCCCCGCCCCCCCGCCGCGCCCCGCGCCCCCCCGCCCCUUCUCCAUCGCCGGAGCUGACGGAUACGCCGUCAUCAUGGCGAUAGUGUUCGUGAUAUUCACCACGCUGUUCCUGGGAGGGGUUUAUUGCUGUAAUCAGGAGCCGAAUGUUGUUGACGGAUGGGGCGAGGCGCGCGCGCUGAGGGGCGACGGCGCCGAGACCAGCCCGCUGCACAGCCAUCGCUCCAGUGUAGUGUCAGACAACGACCAGGAGAUGGCGUCCCCCCCCACGGGCGCCGACGCCACCGACGCGCCCGCCACGUUCUUCGAGAGGCUCGGGGCCGACACGGAGACCAAGAUGGAAGACUUCUUCCAGUGGCUGGGUGUUACGAUGGCGUCGAGGCCGUGGAUUGUGCUGUUUUUGGGUCUCUGCCUAAUCGUCGGUCUAGGCCACGGAAUCAAAUACAUGGAGAUAACAACAAACCCAGUGGAACUGUGGGCCUCACCCACAUCUCGAUCCAGAGUGGAGCGAGAAUACUUUGACUCUCACUUCGAGCCGUUCUACCGGACUGAGAUGCUCAUAAUUAGCUCUAAGGGGCUGCCGAAUAUUGAGCAUAAGACGCUAGAUGGCGUUGUUAACUUUGGACCGGUGUUCAACGCGAGCUUCCUGCUUGAAGUGCGGGCGCUGCAGGAGAGGAUUAAAGCUCUAGGCAACACAACGGGCAUCCAAGACAUCUGCUUCGCGCCCCUCUCCUCUCCCUUCACUGGCCCAGUCACCCCCGACAACUGCGCCAUACAGUCCAUCUGGGGCUGGUUCCAGAACGACGUGGAGAUCUUCAAUGAAACUGAUGUCGAUGAUCAAGGAAACGAGAUCAACUAUUUGAACAAGAUUAUCGAUUGUACCAACAACCCCUUCAACCCGAGCUGCCUCUCAGUCUACGGCGGCCCAGUCCUCCCCGCCAUAGCCCUGGGCGGGUUCCUGCGCGCCGCGGAGCCGCUGGGCAAGGACUCGCGGUUCCACGAGGCCACCGCCGUCAUCAUCACCCUGCUGGUCAACAACAAACAUGAUAAGGAGCAGCUAAAACCAGCCCUAGAAUGGGAGAAGACCUUCAUAGAGUUCAUGAAGAACUACACUGAAAACGAGAUGCCUUCAUACAUGGACAUCGCCUACACCUCCGAACGGUCCAUAGAGGAUGAAUUAGACAGAGAGAGCCAAUCCGACGUGUCCACUAUACUCGUCUCUUACUUCAUCAUGUUCGCGUAUAUUGCUAUCUCGCUCGGACGGUUCACGACGUUUUCGAGGCUGCUGGUUGAUAGCAAAGUCACGCUGGGGCUUGGAGGUGUGAUGAUAGUGCUCGCUUCAGUGGUGUGCUCUAUCGGUUUGUUCGGAUUUGUGGGAGUACCGGCUACCCUGAUUAUUGUUGAGGUGAUCCCAUUCCUGGUGUUAGCUGUAGGCGUGGACAACAUCUUCAUCUUGGUGCAGACGAGCCAGCGCGAGGCGAGACGACCUACGGAGACCGUGGCUGAGCACAUUGGGAGGACUCUCGGCACAGUCGGCCCGUCAAUGUUCGUGACAUCCAUCUCCGAAUCCGUGUGUUUCUUCCUCGGAGCCCUGAGCGACAUGCCGGCAGUAAGGGCAUUCGCUCUAUACGCCGGGGCCGCGCUAUUGGUGGACUUCAUUCUGCAAGUCACGUGCUUUGUUGCACUAUUGGCUAUCGACACGCAUAGGCAGAAUGAUAAUAGAUUCGACAUAUUCUGCUGCAUGCGCGGCCAAAAGACCGACAACGCGGAACAGUCAGAAGGCGCUCUCUAUAACCUGUUCAAGUACGUGUACGUGCCGUUCCUGAUGCGGCGCGAGGUGCGCGCCAGCGUCAUGGUCCUCUUCUUCGCCUGGCUCUGCUCUAGUGUCGCUGUGGCGCCACACAUCGACAUCGGCCUAGACCAAGAACUAUCCAUGCCCCACGACAGCUUCCAGCUCAAGUACUUCCAACAUUUGAACCAAUACCUCAACAUUGGCCCCCCAGUCUACUUCGUGGUGACGGAGGGAUUAGACUAUUCGGACAAGGGAACACAGAACAUGAUAUGUGGGACCCGGUUUUGUAGCCCCGACAGCGUGGCUAUGCAGCUUUAUGCAGCAACCCAACUGUCGAACGAGACCUACAUCGCGCAGCCGCCUAACUCGUGGUUGGAUGACUUCUUCGAUUGGUCGGAUAAUAGCGCUUGCUGCAAGGUGUACCCGAACAAUGGCAGCUUCUGUCCUAAUGAUGACCCUUCGGGCACCUGCCAACCUUGCGACAUCAAGCUCCUGGAACCAGAAAACCGUCCCAGCUCAGCAGACUUCAACCACUACGUGCCCUUCUUCCUACAAGACAACCCUGGAGCCUCCUGUCCCAAAGCAGGCCACGCGGCUUACAGCCAAGCCGUCAACUACCAGAUGUUCAACAAAUCCGCCAAAUUUGGAGCCACUUAUUAUCAAGGAUACCACACUGUGUUAAAGACUAGUGCAGAUUAUUACACAGCUUUGAGAUCUGCUAGGUCUGUAGCCGCAAACUUGACUGAAACGAUAAACAGAAGUUUGAAGGAAGAAGGCAAGAAUGUGACAGUGAAUGUGUUCCCGUAUUCGGUGUUCUACGUGUUUUACGAGCAGUAUCUGACGAUGUGGCCCGAUACGCUUAAGUCUAUGGGGAUAUCGGUGCUGUCGAUCUUCAUUGUCACGUUUAUACUGAUGGGCUUCGAUCUGUUCUCGGCUUUGGUGGUGGUGAUCACGAUCACGAUGAUCGUGGUGAACAUCGGCGGCCUCAUGUACUGGUGGGGCAUCAGCCUCAACGCAGUGUCGCUGGUUAACCUCGUAAUGGCAGUUGGCAUAGCCGUGGAAUUCUGCUCCCACCUCGUCCACAGCUUCAGCGUGGCCCCCGGGUCCGGCCGCGAGGCUCGCACUCGCACCGCCCUGACGCGCACGGGCAGCGCCGUGCUGUCCGGCAUCACGCUCACCAAGUUCGGCGGCAUCAUCGUGCUGGGCUUCGCCAAGAGCCAGAUCUUCCAGGUGUUCUACUUCCGCAUGUACCUCGGGAUCGUGUUGUUCGGCGCGGCGCACGGGCUCGUGUUCCUGCCCGUCAUGCUCAGCUAUAUCGGCUCGCCGAUGAACAAACAGAAGCUGCACAACCAGAUGCUGCGGGGGAAGGAGAUGGGUGUGGCAGAAACGUCCUUGACUCGAGUAAGCGACGGCCGCGAAUCCAGGCCCUACAGGCAGUAUAACUUUGACACAUUGCUAGGUUGAGACGUCGGACGAGAAUGGAUCAUGUUGAAGUGAAUUAAGUUAUUGCCGUGCUGUAUUAUUUCAUGAGGGUCGCGUUGAGAGCCGUGUUUGGAAAUUUUCUUGGGUAUUUGAACUUUUUUUUGGAAGAGACAAGUUUUUUGAUAAAUAAUGUCAUGAGCAUGGCAGACAUUUGGAACCUAUACUUAAUUAUCCAUAUUUAUAUUAUUUAAGGUUCCUAUGCAAGGUUACUGUGAAAAUUAUAUUACAGCUUCAUUUAAGUUAAAUUGAUAUAAACAAUAUACAUAUUGAUUCACAUCCUUUCUCGUUGCCGACGCUUUACUAACGCAGGUGUAUAGUUGUGGUGGCCUUAGAUGUAUCAUACAAAUCACCUUGCUUAUAAACAUUACACCACAUUCAUAAUCAUAAUCUACUUACAAGGUGUUGCAAAAUUGGUAUCCUAAAAUGUAAUAUGCAACGUGAGUCCUUUCGGCUUAUUAUAUACUUUUUGCAACACCCUGUAUAUAUUUGCGAUAUUUUGACGCUUCGAUAGCUUCUUCACCAAGCUGCAUUAGACACGUAGUAAUAUAUACUGAACGGGUAUUCGUUAUUGAAAUUUUACACGCUAUUAUAUUUUGGCGUAUACUGGAAUGUAUUAUGUUUAUAAGCAAAGUGUUUUUUUUUUUUCAAUUUAUUUGUUUUGAAUGCUGAAUAUUAAGUUAUGCCUUUCGAAUGUUUGUCUACUCCGAGAGGCAUAGUUUAUAUUCGGGAGGAAUGGUUGUACUAUUUAAGGCGAAGCUACUACGAUCCUUAAAACUUUUAAGUAAAAAGUAUAUUUUUAUUUGUAGUAGCCAUCAAUAGAUUUUGUGUAAAAAAGUGUGCUUCGCCUCAAUAUUGAAUGGAUAAAUAGCAUUUACUGUAGUGAUUACGAAAUGUAUUUUUUAAUGAAAAGCAUGACUGUAUAUAAAAUUAUACAUUUCGAUAUCUUACGAGGGACUGGUUUCUAACCAUUAUGAAUAAAUUAUUCGGUUUUGGGACGCCCUUCCUUUAGAUAUACAUAAUUUUAUAAUCAUUAUUAUGUUUUAAUAGCCCUUCGCAUGUUAAGAUAGAUUUGUGUAGAAAACCUACCAAAUUAAUUGUCAUUCCUAUUAAUGUCGAAUUUAAUUUAAUAAUUAAAUUAUUUAAUUUAUUCAUGUUUCGCUUAGCAUCACUGCCUAUUUAUUAUUUGGAUUUCUAUAAUUUAAAAGAAAAUUUUCAUGUAAUUUUGAUUAGCACCAUUUUAGCGUUACCUUAUGCACGUAUCAUUUUAAUUUAAUUUUAUAGGUACAGUGACAUUAAAAUUUUAGGAAUUAUUUAUACGUUCGUUUAAUAGGCAUUAUUGUUUUGUUUUGCUUUAAGUGGAACUCUAGUAUAAUGUCAUAGUUUAUUAUUAUAUUUUAUCCAGAGUAUUUAACCGAAAAACUGUCUAGAUAAAUGUAGGCUUAAGUAUUUUAAAAGAAAUAAACUUCCUAUUGUGGAUUUGUUUAGAUAAUUGCUGAGAUUACCUUUAACAGUUAUUAUUUUUCCAAAACGUAUUUAAAUAAUCUACGUUUAUUCUUAUAAUAAUUGUUCCAUGUUUAGUGAACAAGUUAUUUUCUGCAACGAGAUUUUAUAAACACACAAUGGUGUUGUAUCAAAUUCAUUUUGCAACAAUGGUGACUAACAAAUGGGUACAAAGCUUUAUAACCAAAACAAUACUAAUUUUUCAACAAAUUGGUGAUGGUAAAUAAUUUAAUUGGUUUUUAAACAGCCUAGUCUCUCGACACAUUUGUAUAUGGAGCUCUGUAUCUUUUCCAGGUCCACCUAUAAAAAACACCAAGAAAAUUAAAGAACAAAUUAUUAUACCUAUCUUAAUUUAUUAGUUUGAACAUUGUGUUUUGUAUUAAGUUUUGUGAUUAUUAUUCGAAUUGAUUAACUUUAGUAGGUCCCCCUAAAUGUUCCUAUUUAAAAGUAAAUGUAUAGUGAAAUGUGUUGUAAACAACAUACUUUUAAAUAUAUUAGAAAAAAAAAUGUAAUCUGCUACAAUUCCAAAUAUUAAUCGGUAUUUUAAUCAAUUCACGAACACAUUGGAAUCUCCUACUUAAAGUUAGUACUUAAUAUAGAGAUUAUAGCUCUUUGUCCAAAGGUUAAUGUUGUAUAUACCUACAGACAGUUUAUACAUAAAUAUUGUGAUAGCAAUAAAUUAUGUUUUUUUAGUAA